This is a messenger RNA of Drosophila biarmipes, 5446 nucleotides long. Its product is annotated as ras guanine nucleotide exchange factor P. The transcript is spliced from 2 exons. The record is from RefSeq and is a predicted model, not a curated record. The coding region runs from base 797 to 2143 and encodes 448 amino acids. Lineage: Eukaryota; Metazoa; Arthropoda; Insecta; Diptera; Drosophilidae.
UUUUCAUUUCGUUUCGAACGCGAGAACCGUGCGGACGUGUGCGGUUGGAACAGAGCUGAAACUGAAACAGAAACAGAGGCAGAAGUCGGGAAGCAACGGUGAACUGAACAGCCCGCAGCACCAACUUCUCUUUACGCUCUCGCCGCCACCGCCGCCGCACCCCCUCACCUUAACCCUCAACAGGCGGCCACCGAAAGGGAAAAAGACCACAAGUUAUUAGAAACAAAUUAAAUGUGAGACCCCCAGUUUUGAGUCAAUUGUGUGCCUAAAAACCAAACAAACAAACUUGGCAAUUUUUGUUGGAUUUUUUUAAAUGUGUUGAACGUGCAAAUUGUAAUCAAAAGCUCGAAAAUUCAAAAGUCCUGGAUUAUUUUGAAUUUUAUUUUUGGCAACAACAAAGACAAAAUACAAAUUACAAAAACAAAAAACAAAAACAGACCCAAAGGAAGCGGCUGCGUCGACUAACGGUAAACAGCCAAGUGAAAUCUCAGGCAAAAAAGUAAAGAAAGGAAAAAGCAAAGGCAGACAGAAGAAGAAGCAGCAGCAGCAAGUGCAGGAGAGCAAAAAGAGAGUUCGUGUGUGUGUGUGUGUGUGUGUGCGAGUGUGCGUGUGUGAUUACUUCCUUAUUCAGAAUAAUUUAUUGAAAAUAAAAAUAGAAAAUAAUUUUCAAUCAAAAACAAAAUCAAAGUUGUUUUCACUCGAGGAAGAGGAAAGAAAUCAAAGACAAGACAAGCAAACAGACAAAAACAAAGGCACAUACAACACACGCUCGCUUUUGCUCUUUGAAAAACGCACAAUGACCUUGCCCACAAACACACACGCAUCUGCAAACGACGCCGGCAGCGGCCACAACAACAACCACACCAACAGCAGCCACAACAAUAACAGCAACAACAACAACGGCAGCAGCAGCAGCAGCAGCAGCGACGAAGAUUCGGACAUGUUUGGACCUCCCCGCUGCUCCCCGCCCAUCGGCUACCACCACCACCGCUCCCGAGUGCCCAUGAUCUCCCCGAAGCUGCGGCAGCGCGAGGAGCGCAAGCGGAUCCUCCAGCUCUGCGCCCACAAGCUGGAGCGGAUCAAGGACUCGGAGGCGAAUCUGCGGCGGAGCGUCUGCAUCAACAACACCUACUGCCGACUGACCGACGAGCUGCGCCGCGAGAAGCAAAUGCGAUACCUCCAGAAUCUGCCCAGAACCAGCGACAGCGGCUCAACUGCCGAACUGGCGCGUGAGAAUCUCUUCCAGCCGAACAUGGACGAUGCCAAGCCGGCCAGCAAUAGCACUAGCAAUAUGAACAACGCUAAUGGCGGCAAGUCCUCAUCAUCCUUCGGCGAUGCCUUUGGAGCCUCGAACGGAUCCUCUUCGGGUCGUGGUGGUGGGAUCUGCUCCUUGGAGAACCAACCGCCCGAACGUCAGCAGCUGGUUACGCCCGCUGGGGCCUCGGCGCCGGAGGCUGCCAAUUCGGCGCCCCUUUCCGUUUCUGGUUCGGCAUCGGAGCGGGUGAAUAACCGGAAACGCCACCUGUCCAGCAGCAAUUUGGUCAACGAUCUGGAGAUACUCGACAGGGAACUGAGCGCCAUCAAUGCGCCCAUGCUACUCAUCGAUCCGGAGAUCACCCAAGGUGCCGAGCAGCUGGAGAAGGCGGCCCUGUCCGCCAGCCGAAAGAGAUUAAGGAGCAACAGCAGCAGCGAGGACGAAAGCGAUCGGUUGGUGCGCGAGGCUCUGUCCCAGUUUUAUAUACCGCCGCAGCGCCUGAUCUCUGCCAUUGAGGAGUGUCCACUCGAUGUGGUCGGGCUCGGCAUGGGAAUGAAUGUGAAUGUGGGAGGCAUCGGUGGAAUCGGUGGAAUCGGAGGACUCGGAGGAGCUGCAGGCGCUGGCGUCGAAGUUUCCGGUGGCAAACGGAUGAAGCUGAAUGACCAUCAUCAUCUAAACCACCACCAUCACUUGCAUCACCAUCUGGAGCUGGUCGAUUUCGAUAUGAACCAAAACCAAAAGGAUUUCGAGGUGAUCAUGGAUGCCCUGAGGCUUGGGACGCCGACGCCGCCGAGCGGCGCCAGCAGCGAUUCCUGCGGACAGGCGGCAAUGAUGAGCGAGUCGGCCAGCGUUUUCCACAACCUGGUGGUCACCUCGCUGGAGACAUGAAAGUACCAGUGAAUCCCCGAGCAGCAGACAAAGAUUAAAGAGUUUACAUUUUAUAUAAGACACUUGCGUACAGUUUUUAAGGAAACAUUUAGGCUAUGACACAUGUAGUAACCUUAAGCUAUUAUAAAGGAAGGAUGGGUGUAUGAAAAUCGGCCGGAUUGGCCAGUAUUACUCAUUAAUGGCAGUCGCGAUUUGUACAAACAAAAAUACACAAAAUAGUAGUAGGCAAAGGAAAAAACAAAACAAAAAUCAAAGAAUUUGUAGUCAAAACAGCAGAAACAAACAAAACCAGAACAAUCUAUAAGUUAAAUUUAAAGUAACAUGAAAAUGAACUCCAUACUUGUACCAAAUCAACAAAAAUUCAGUUGUGGUUUCCAUUUCGGUUUCGUAGAGAGCUCCGUUUAUAUGUACGAAAGUUGAGCAGAAAACUUCCAAGUAAACGAAGGGCUAUAUAAGCCAAGCACAUUCCAAAAUGCUACAUGUUGUAACCCAAAAUUUGUUCCUCCUGAAUUUUUGUUUUUGUGUCUUACACUAUCCAUUGGAUAUUUGAAAAUAUCUCAUGCGUAACAUCAAAAUACAUUUUGCAUUUAGGAAGUAAAUAUAUUUUUUUAAAAGAAGACCCACAGAAGUUCUCCUAGUCAUAAAAAAGAAAACAAACGAAAGAGAACGCAACGCUAUCCAAAUUAAAAUUAAACAAGAACAACAAUGCAAGGUUUCAUUUUAUUAGAUUCCAAAAUAAAUUCGUUUAUUAAUCUUGAUUUGUUCCCAUUUUUGCCUCUGCACAAACACACAAGAUGAAGACAAUGUUCUGACAAGAAAUCUGAGACGUGAAAGCAAAUUAAAAUAGCAAUUUCAACAAAAAACAAAACCACAAAAAUAUUAUACAAAAAAGUGCAAUUAGAAUUUUUUAAAAUAUUGAAAGCAAGCCUCAAAAACAAAAAAGAAAAAAACCAACAAAAGUGCAUUCAAAAAGAUUUAAAUACGAAUCGGGCAAAUUAACAAAUUAUUAAAUUAAUAAUUAGUAGUAAUAAUAUAGACCGUUUAAGGAAAACAAACAAAAACUGCAAAAAAACAAAACAAUUUUUUCUUCGAAAAAAAUUACGGCUGUGAUAGAAUUUUAAGUUUUUUGGCUAAACACAAAAAGUUACCAUUAAUAAGCAAAACAAAAAGUACUACAAAAAUAUACCAGGCAUAAAAUCAUGAAUAUUAUGAUCUAUGUGUAAAAUGAACAUUUAGUAUUAGAAAAAAGCAAAGCAAAACAAAACUAAUUGUGUAGAAGAAAAGCGCGAGCUGUACUUUCUUUCAGCGAGAGAGAGGCGAAAGAGAGAAUCUCUCAACUUUCGCUCGCUCGGCUUUCAUUGAUUUUAUAUAUAUAUAUAUAUCUAUAUAUAUACAGAUAUACAAAUAUUUUUUGCAUUUUCUUUAAGUCGCCUCGCCUCGCCUAAGCUUUCGUUUUCGUUUCACGUUUUUCGCUUUUGUUUAUGUUCGCGUCUUUUGGCCCAAAAGAAACCCGACCACAAACCAAUCUGUUCCCCCAUAAAAAUCGUACGUAGAGAUGGUUAGGAUAUAUUCCUUUUUAUAGGCGGUUACAGGGGCGGGAAGUCAAAGACUAAAGACUCAAAGAAUCUAGAGAGCAGGUCCUGCAUCGAUCACUUCGUCGAUUUUACUGUUGUCCCCCAUUAACACAUUUUGUUUAAUGCUUAAGUUUUUGAUGAUUAUUUUUGAUAUAAUUAUGUAAUCAUUGUGCGUUUUUACCUAGAAAAAUUACUUAGCCUAUGUGCGUACAUUAUCAUAUGUAUUUCCAUUUUAGUUAAUAUUCCUACAUAUACACACUACAUAGAUAAACCAAUAUAUACAUUACAUAUAUAGUGUUCUGCGCCCGAUCCCGUAUUGAUCGCGUCGCAGGCGAACUAUUAAGCAUUCAAAGCUAUGCAACAAAGGCAAAAUAAAUUAUACAAAAAAAUACCGAAAAAUAUGUUUUUAUUUCGUUUUUGGUUCUUAAGAUGGUUGAUUUUUGUACGAAGGUAUUGCUAUAACUUGUGUUCGAGUUUGACUGAUUUUUCUUUUGGAGUAUGUUCGAUGUUUUGAUGUUUGUUUCUGGACCAGUCUUGAAUAGGAUAAAUGGCUUAGUGAUAAGGCGUUUGAACCAUUGCGAUUGAGCAAUUUCGAUGGACCUUAGCCAUAGUGGCGAUUGCCCAAUAGCUGCGUACCUCUGUGAGAUCAUCGUCGUGACUUCGAGGCCCGAAAAUUCGUCUGUGGUUGACCUAGCCCAGGGUUAAGCCUCUGGCUUUGUUUUUUGUAUACAUAUUUGGGGGUCAAAUUUAUUGAAAGCAAACGAUCAACACACUCGAAAUUGUUCCGUUGACUGCAUUCCGCUGGCAUAUGUUCGUAUUCUCGCUUUGAAUGCCAAAUUUUUGGACCGACGCGACGCUCUCCCCGCUUUUAGAUGGGUCUUUGGCUUUAGCUUUCGUUUUUUUCGGGCUUUGGGUUUUCGGUCUUUUUGGUUUUGGCCAAUGCCGCUCUCGUUCAACGACUCUUGAUUCGUGGCCUUGGUUUCCAGGCCAAUGGAAUCAGUAUGAUGUUCUUGAUGUGGGAGUUUUAGUGCAUGGCGUGAUCUCCAUGCAGUGGCAAACACGCCAGACUUCCUGUAUUUCGGAGCAAUAGCAUUCUGUUUUUUUUUACCAAAUCAUAACUGAUAGAAGCAGAUUUUCACGUAUUACUUAAUUUACAAAGAUUAUACCUCUAGCAUAUUAAAAGUUGGGUACCAAAUUGUAAAAGAUUUUGAUUUCACUAAUUGGACAGUAGCAUUGGGGGAACAGAUAGUAAAAUACGUUAUGUGGGCCAACUAUGAUUUGCCAACUGAAUAAUACCUCUUAAUCUAUGGACCAGUCUCUCUAGCACAUACACAUACAUAUAAAUAUAACUAUAUUAACUGGAUUUCUGAUCAAAGAAUUGUAGCUAAAAAGUUGGAAAAGACGGCUUUCCUCUUUUGUUCUUCAUUUGAAUGUUCCAAAAAUGAUUUAACUUAAUAGAGAUUAUAUAUAUAUAUAUUUAGUAUAUACAUACAUGUAGACGAGUUAAGGAUACAUAAGUGCUUUUUAAUGGAAUAUAUAGACCGCAAAGAGAAAUAACAACUCACAAUGUGAGGAAAAGUAACAUUGUAUUGAAUGACAAAUGACAUAUGAACUAAAUAUACAGAGCCUAGAUGUACGUAUUUAUUAUGAGUUGCUUUUAGUGUGAUAAUUCAUUAGCGAAGGUCAUAAGUGAACAAUUUGCAAAUAAAUUCUAAGAAAAGCAUAUAAA